CACACACCGUUGCAUUAUUGUUGAACUGUACGUCAGAAACUCAUUUCCUAGGAUGGCGUCUUCUAAUAAUAAAUUUUCACGGGAUUCAAAAGCUGUGGAGAUUAAAGGAACUCGUUCCUUAAAACGUGCUGUCGAGCACGAUUCAUCAAGUGAUGAAGAAGACGGUAAAGAUGCAUUUAAAAAAUUAAAGCACGGUGUUGAUGUGAAAACUACAACAUCACAUAGUAAAGGGCUUACCAUAAAACUGAAACAACCUGCUCCUAAAAAAACCGACCCUAAACCAGAAUUGGUUAAAAAAGCAUCUGUAUUUGGUGAAAGUAGUGACAGCGAUGAAGCAGAAGAAAUGCCUCCAGAAGCAAGGAUGAGAAUGAAAAAUAUUGGAAGGGAUACACAGACAUCUGCUGGUCCCAACUCGUUUGGAAAAACGCGACAAGGUUUUUGUGAUUCCAAAAAAGUAUUUGAACGCCAAAUGAAAAAAGUAAUUGAAGAAAACUCAAGUGAAUAAUAUUAAUGUAUCAUUUUUAUGAAUAAAACGCACUUGUCUUUU
Molecule: messenger RNA, 547 nt
Organism: Daphnia pulex (common water flea)
Lineage: Eukaryota; Metazoa; Arthropoda; Branchiopoda; Diplostraca; Daphniidae
Product: PEST proteolytic signal-containing nuclear protein-like
Exons: 4
Coding region: 53-505 (150 amino acids)
Biological process (GO): proteasome-mediated ubiquitin-dependent protein catabolic process; protein ubiquitination
Cellular component (GO): nucleus
Source: RefSeq, a predicted model, not a curated record